UUCAUAUUCACUUUCUGGUGAAGGAAGCCAAAUAACAUUUGCACUUUUGCUCGAUGUCAUUUCAGAAUUAUUCAUCUCGUUCGCUGAAAGCGUUGUCGAUAGCACAACUCGAAAGUGAUGAAAUAGCUGAAUAUUUAGAAAGUCAUUCCCAACAAGGGACUUUACAAACUAUUACCACGAGAAAAGAUUGGAACCAUUUUUAUUCCACGAAACAAAACAAGUUCUUCAAGAAUCGUUACAACUUGCGCUACUUUUUUCCAGAACUUUUGCCAGCAGGUGUUGAACCAAAAACUUGGCAUCCUCCUGUGCAGUUGCAAGGACAAAAAUGUGUGGAGCCUCCUACUGUAGAAGAACUAAGGUUAUGUCGAUAUACCAUAGUUUUAGAAGUUGGUUGCGGAGUUGGUAAUAGUAUUUUUCCACUCAUUCGAGCCAAUCCCAAUCUUUUUGUGUUUGGUAUCGACUUUAGUGAAGAAGCUAUACGUUUGUUACGAGAUAAUGUGGAAUAUGAUUGUCGUCGUGUCUAUGCCUUUGUAGCUGAUGCAGCCGAAGAUGAACAGAAAAUCUAUCAAAUCAUACCUCCACACUCUAUCGAUUACAUCACUUUAUUUUGGACUUUAUCGGCACAGUCUCCUGAAGAUAUGAAGUAUACGGUGAAGUUGGCUCAAAAUUUAUUGAAACCAGGAACAGGGAAAGUGCUAUUUAGAGACUACGCAUUUGGUGACUUGGCACAAAUUCGGCAACAUCCUAAGAACUGUGUAGAUAGAAACUUGUAUCUUCGAGGUGAUGGAACUUUGGCUUAUUAUUUCACCGAAUCUUUUUUGCAAUCUUUAUUUCCAUCCAGUCACUGGGAAACUUUGGAGUUGGUAACGCAUACCAAAGCAGUUGUCAAUCGAAAGGAAAACAAGAAUAUGACUCGACGUUGGUUACAGGCAAAGUUUUUACUUGUUUCAGAUCAAACUAUCCAACAGUAAAUAUUAUUUUCAACUAAAAGCUCAAAUGGUUUUGACGCGUCCCAAGGAGAGUAUCUCAGGUUGCUUCACUCUAUCACUCAAAACACCGAAUACUCGAUUACCCACAGGCUUCCCACUCGAAUCCACUAGAAUAACUCCAUUCUGAUCAAUUCUUACAAAAGACCCGUCUGUUCUCUUCUUUUCUACUUUACAACAAGCCACGAUACCGUGAUAGACUUUUCCCUCUGCAGCAACUACAAUCUUAUCACCUACAGAAGCAAACUUCUUUGGUGGUCCAAGAAUUCCUAUACAUCUUGCUGUUUUAGGUCCUGAAUUAUCCAAUACUUUUAAUACAGUUCUUAUUUGAAUCAUCUAAGAUGUUUUAAUAGGCGAAGCGAACUGAACAAUCAAUCAUCAAUCGUUCGUCCCAAAUUAUUCAAGAAAAGUAACACAAUUUUU
Messenger RNA from Galdieria sulphuraria, 1409 nucleotides. Its product is annotated as trans-aconitate 2-methyltransferase. NCBI's taxonomy places the organism in Eukaryota, Rhodophyta, Bangiophyceae, Galdieriales, Galdieriaceae. The coding region runs from base 54 to 971 and encodes 305 amino acids. The record is from RefSeq and is a predicted model, not a curated record. The transcript has a single exon.